CAACAACAACAAUCUCAAGCUGAAAGCCAACAACAGGACUCUGAGUCGGUAAGCAAGGGAAGCUCACACUCCAGUGGAAAGAGCAGCCAAAGUCAAAGCCAAGCUCAAGCUCAACAACAGGAACAAUCUCAACAACAACAACAAUCUCAAGCUGAAAGCCAACAACAGGACUCUGAGUCGGUAAGCAAGGGAAGCUCACACUCCAGUGGAAAGAGCAGCAAAAGUCAAAGCCAAGCUCAAGCUCAACAACAGGAACAAUCACAAGAACAACAACAAGCUCAGCAACAACAACAAUCUCAAGGUGAAAGCCAACAACAGGACUCUAUGUCGGCAAGCAAGGGAAGCUCAGCCUCCAGUCAAAGCCAGGAUCAAGCUCAAGAGCAACAACAAUCUCAAGCUCAAAGCCAACAACAGGACUCUGUGUCGGUAAGCAAGGGAAGCUCAGCCUCCAGUCAAAGCCAGGCACAAGCUCAAGAGCAAAAACAAUCUCAAGCUCAAAUCCAACAACAGGACUCUGUGUCAGUAAGCAAGGGAAGCUCAGCCUCCAGUCAAAGCCAGGCCCAAGCUCAAGAGCAACAACAAUCGCAAGCUCAAAGCCAACAACAGGACUCUAUGUCGGCAAGCAAGGGAAGCUCAGCCUCCAGUCAAAGCCAGGCCCAAGCUCAAGAGCAACAACAAUCUCAAGCUCAAAGCCAACAACAGGACUCUGUGGCAGUAAGCAAGGGAAGCUCAGCCUCCAGUCAAAGCCAGGCCCAAGCUCAAGAGCAACAACAAUCGCAAGCUCAAAGCCAACAACAGGACUCUAUGUCGGCAAGCAAGGGAAGCUCAGCCUCCAGUCAAAGCCAGGAUCAAGCUCAAGAGCAACAACAAUCUCAAGCUCAGCAACAACAACAAUCUCAAGCUGAAAUUCAACAACAGGAAUCUAUGUCGGCAAGCAAGGGAAGCUCAGCCUCCAGUCAAAGCCAGGAACAAGCUCAAGAGCAACAACAAUCGCAAGCUCAAAGCCAACAACAGGACUCUAUGUCAGUAAGCAAGGGAAGCUCACACUCCAGUGGAAAGAGCAGCCAAAGUCAAAGCCAGGCUCAAGCUCAACAACAGGAACAAUCCCAAGAACAACAACAAGCUCAGCAACAACAACAAUCUCAAGCUCAAAGCCAACAACAGGACUCUGUGUCGGUAAGCAAGGGAAGCUCAGCCUCCAGUCAAAGCCAGGCACAAGCUCAAAAGCAACAACAAUCUCAAGCUCAAAGCCAAAAACAGGACUCUGAGUCGGUAAGCAAGGGAAGCUCACACUCCAGUGAAAAGAGCAGCCAAAGUCAAAGCCAGGCUCAAGCUCAACAACAGGAACAAUCUCAACAACAACAACAAGCUCAACAACAACAACAAGCUCAGCAACAACGACAAUCUCAAGCUGAAAGUCAACAACAGGAAUCUAUGUCGGCAAGCAAGGGAAGCUCAGCCUCCAGUCAAAGCCAGGAACAAGCUCAAGAGCAACAACAAUCUCAAGCUCAAAGCCAACAACAGGACUCUGUGUCAGUAAGCAAGGGAAGCUCAGCCUCCAGUCAA
Molecule: messenger RNA, 1566 nt
Organism: Hylaeus anthracinus
Lineage: Eukaryota; Metazoa; Arthropoda; Insecta; Hymenoptera; Colletidae
Exons: 1
Source: RefSeq, a predicted model, not a curated record